Messenger RNA from Tachysurus vachellii, 1223 nucleotides. RefSeq names its product nudix (nucleoside diphosphate linked moiety X)-type motif 6 (gene nudt6). Gene Ontology annotation, molecular function: NAD binding; ADP-ribose diphosphatase activity; NADH pyrophosphatase activity. The coding region runs from base 37 to 972 and encodes 311 amino acids. The transcript has 5 exons. NCBI's taxonomy places the organism in Eukaryota, Metazoa, Chordata, Actinopteri, Siluriformes, Bagridae. The record is from RefSeq and is a predicted model, not a curated record.
UAUUUUGUAGUGUUUUCUUUGUAUGCGAGUUUCUCAAUGGCUCCAUUUAGUGGUUUUGUUUACCCUUUUAUAAAACUCCUAACCCGGUAUCCGUGUCGCAGUACCAGGGAGUCAUUCUGUCGUUUCUCCGGUUAUGCGGCACAGCAGCAGCAGGUGCAGCAGCAGCAGCGAGGUCCGGGAGCUCCUCUUCCCGGCUCAGUGGACGCGCACGGCGGCGUGACGGUGCGCCACUUGCCCGCUGACGUCACCGAAGCUGCUUUCAGCGAGCUGCUGCGGGAGUCUGUGUGCGUGUGGCAGUCCGAGGGACGUGUGGCUGUCUGGUUGCAUGUUCCUCUCUGUCGGAGUCGUCUAGCCGAGGCUGCAGCGCUACAGGGAUUUAUCUUCCACCACGCGGUACGAGACGAGGCCGUGCUCAGCCUGUGGAUGGGGGACGGAGAGAGCCGUCUGCCCCACUACGCCACACACCAGGUCGGAGUUGCAGGUGCUGUUGUGAACCAGUCCAAUGGAAAGGUCCUUGUUGUUCAAGACAAGAACAGAGCUAAGAAUAUGUGGAAGUUUCCUGGUGGCUUGUCAAAUCCAAGUGAAAAUAUUGGCGACACUGCAGUCCGUGAAGUUUUUGAGGAAACCGGCAUCCGAUCUGAAUUCCGAUCUCUCCUGAGUAUCCGCCAGCAGCACCACCACCCCGGAGCGUUUGGGAAUUCGGAUAUGUAUCUGAUCUGCCGUCUCGCUCCAGUGACGUACGACAUUAACUUCUGCAAGCACGAGUGUUUACGGUGCGAGUGGAUGGAUUUGGCCAAAUUGGCUAAAUCUAGUGACGGUGCACCUAUAACAAGCCGCAUCGCCAAACUGCUGCUGUACGGACUCGAGAACGGAUUCAACAACAUCGAUCUAAGCAUGGAGGAACUGCCUGCUGUAUACACCGGAUUAGUCUAUCAGAUUCAUCACAGGAAAAUUCCUGAGCGGUAUAAAUAAAUCUUACAGCGUGUUAAAGAUACGAUUAAAUGCCUGUUUUCCUCCGAGGCCUUUGUUAAAAGGAGAAUAAUACAAAUAUAUAUCUAUUUAAAUAAAUUCAAAAGAAGAAUUUUUUUCUAGUCUUUUUUAAGGGCAUUAUUUUAUUCAUUUAUUUGUAGAUAACCAAAUGCAUAUUAAAGUUAGAUUAUAUUAAACUCGUUUUAAUAUUUCCGUUAUAUUAAUUUAAUAUGUGGAUUUUUAUUAAGCAGAAA